Molecule: messenger RNA, 1539 nt
Organism: Hyaloscypha bicolor E
Lineage: Eukaryota; Fungi; Ascomycota; Leotiomycetes; Helotiales; Hyaloscyphaceae
Exons: 2
Coding region: 79-1071 (330 amino acids)
Biological process (GO): mitotic sister chromatid segregation; kinetochore assembly
Cellular component (GO): nucleus
Source: RefSeq, a predicted model, not a curated record
GUUUACCCAAAAUCCUCCUCAAAUCACUUACAGACCGUUAACCAAGGGCUGCACGCCUUUACGGAACCCACAGACGGCAUGGACGACUCACAGCUUUCCCGCAGCGCAACUUCCUACAUGGCGCGUCUUGAUCGGACUCUGCAGCUGUUACAAGACAAAGUGAAGGAGCAAGAAGCUGCUCUAGAAAAGCUUCGAGCAUCUUCGGCGCCGAUCGAGACAGAACGCUCCGAAGAUCCAAAAGUUGAGUUUCGACAACUUCAAACACUCAAGAUUGCAUACGAGUCCCUCACACCCAAAGAACCAUGGCUUCCGCCCCGCGAUUCUCCUCUUCCCGGUUUGAUAGCUCUGCGAACCACUGAUCGAACCGUCAGAGAGACUCGAGAAGCUAUUACCAACACGGAAGUAGACUACAAGAAGAUCAAGCAACGAUUGGACAAGGAAAAGUCUGAUCUUGCAGAUGCAAAGCUCAUCCAGCAUGAGAUACAGUCGCGGAUUGUUUCGUUGCAAGAAGACAUACAGGAACGCACACAGAGGUCGCCGGGCCAGAUUGCGAAGGAGAUGGUUGCUGAAUUGAAGCAAAAGAAAAAGUACUACGAUAGCGAGACGGGCAAGUUGGUCAAGGCAUUCAAUACCUUCAUCGAUGACCAUCUUGCAGCCAUGCUUGCUGUCGAAGAGUUAGGCGGUCCUAUUGUGGGACAAAUAGUGGACGUUAACGAAGAGUUACUAGAAGGUGGAUUUAGCGUUCAAGGCAAGCCAAAGAAAGCAAAACCGAGCGAAGAUAAACGCCAACGUCGUAUUGAUGAAAUCUGGGGCCCGAAACCUGAAGAUGACGGACGAUCGAAAGAACCCUGGGAUGAGAAGCGUGCGGCGGCUGCGGAGAUGCGAGAGUUGACCGAGCAACUUUUGAAUAGUCUUGUUGAAGCAGAUGAGAACGGCACCGGCGCUUAUGUUGAUCUCCCGAGGGAGUCAGCAGCUGCCAGAUUCCUUGUGAGGUCGAAAGUGGCCCAAUUCCAUCCGAGGGAUGCGAGGAAACUCCGGUUGAUAGAUUUUGGAGGCGAGAUCGAUGAUUGAGAACAUGGAACAUGCAAACAAGCAAUCUCGAUUUGAAAGGGAUUCUUUCCCGAGCAACCACAGCUCAAAUUCUUUCGCUAGGAAAUUGGGCUGUCACGAAGAUACCCUGGGUCCCUCAUACUCUUAGAAGCUUAACGAACGACGUAUGGGAAGGGUUCUAGUUCACGGGCAAUUUCUGUUGCACCUGACAUUUGCUCAGUACGAGAUGUUGUCCGACAACCGAAUGAACUCGAAUAGGCGAACCCCUAUUGAGACGACGUGUGGUGGGAGAAAAGUUUCUGGCACGUGAUGUGUCCCGAUUUCAGAAGUAGCAUCUCCGAAAAUACGGGGCUAUCCGUAGUGAAUUACGAUAGUGUCAUCGAAUGCCAGACAUUCAACUCCUAUCGCUGUUCUGGUGGCUUCAAUUCCGCAUUAUCUCUUCUUUUCGCUACUCCGAAGAUCGUCAUCGGCUUACCCGUCGGAAAUAGC